Molecule: messenger RNA, 294 nt
Organism: Cylicostephanus goldi
Lineage: Eukaryota; Metazoa; Nematoda; Chromadorea; Rhabditida; Strongylidae
Source: the annotation of a GenBank genome assembly
AUGUGUGGUAUCUUCGCCUAUCUUAACUUUCUAACCCCAAAAACACGUAGUGAAAUCAUCGAUGUGCUUAUCAAAGGUUUGCAACGAAUGGAAUACAGAGGCUAUGAUUCGGCAGGUAUUGCUAUCGACGGCGGCAAUGACCCGAAUUCACCUCACAGCGAGAUUCUAUUGCUCAGGAAAGCGGGCAAGGUCUCUGUUCUGGAGGACUCGAUUAAAGGUACUCUCACACUCAACACUUGGAUUUUUGGAGGUGAUGAAAAUGAAAGGCGAAGCAACUUUCGGUUACGUUUUUAA